CCACCGGUAGCCCGUCACUUUUUCCCUCUCCUUUCAAAACUCAUUCGCGCGACUGCGAGAGUGUUCAAGAGAAAUAAAAAAAAAGAAAAAACCCCUAAAACUUUCAUUUCCGAAAACCCUUGUUUUUUUCCUUCCUGAGCUCAACCAAAAAAAAAGAAUUAAAAAAAAAUGCCUAGGGAGAUCAUUACACUUCAAGUUGGACAAUGUGGAAACCAGAUCGGAAUGGAGUUUUGGAAGCAACUUUGCCUUGAACAUGGUAUCAGCAAAGACGGGAUUCUUGAAGAUUUCGCUACCCAGGGGGGUGACAGGAAAGAUGUAUUUUUCUAUCAAGCCGAUGAUCAACACUAUAUACCACGAGCUCUAUUGAUAGAUUUGGAGCCUAGAGUUAUCAAUGGUAUUCAAAACAGUGAAUAUCGCAAUCUGUAUAAUCAUGAAAACAUAUUUGUCUCUGAUCAUGGAGGCGGUGCUGGGAAUAACUGGGCUAGUGGGUACCACCAGGGGGAGCAAGUCCAAGAGGAUAUAAUGGACAUGGUUGAUAGAGAAGCAGAUGGAAGUGAUAGUCUUGAAGGAUUUGUCUUAUGCCAUUCCAUUGCUGGAGGAACUGGCUCAGGAAUGGGUUCAUAUUUGUUGGAGACUCUGAAUGAUCGCUACAGCAAAAAACUUGUUCAGACAUAUAGUGUAUUUCCAAAUCAGAUGGAGACAAGUGAUGUCGUGGUCCAACCAUACAACUCACUUUUGACGCUAAAGCGGCUAACACUAAAUGCAGAUUGUGUUGUCGUGCUUGACAAUACUGCACUGAAUAGAAUAGCCGUGGAGCGUCUUCAUUUAUCAAAUCCUACAUUUGCACAAACAAAUUCCUUGGUUUCUACUGUGAUGUCAGCAAGUACAACCACCCUACGAUAUCCGGGAUAUAUGAAUAAUGACUUGGUCGGCCUUCUUGCAUCCUUAAUCCCAACACCAAGAUGCCAUUUUCUUAUGACUGGAUAUACACCACUUACAGUGGAGCGUCAGGCUAAUGUGAUCCGCAAAACUACAGUACUAGACGUUAUGAGAAGACUUCUGCAGACCAAGAAUAUCAUGGUUUCCUCUUAUGCUCGAACUAAGGAAGCUAGUCAAGCAAAAUAUAUAUCAAUAUUAAAUAUCAUUCAAGGAGAAGUAGACCCAACUCAGGUUCAUGAAAGUUUGCAGAGAAUACGUGAAAGGAAGCUGGUUAAUUUCAUUGAAUGGGGUCCUGCUAGCAUCCAGGUUGCACUCUCUAGGAAGUCCCCUUAUGUUCAAACUGCUCAUAGAGUUAGCGGUUUAAUGCUUGCAAGCCAUACGAGUAUAAGGCACUUGUUCAGCAAAUGUUUGAGCCAGUAUGAGAAGUUGAGAAAGAAGCAAGCCUUUCUUGACAAUUAUCGCAAGUUCCCUAUGUUUGCGGAUAAUGAUCUUUCUGAAUUUGAUGAAUCUCGAGAAAUAAUAGAGAGCUUAGUUGAUGAAUACAAGGCGUGCGAGUCGCCCGAUUACAUUAAAUGGGGAAUGGAGGAUCCUGAUCGUGCUAUGACCGGAGAAGGCAGUGCUGCAGGGAUAGUGGAUCCCAAAACAGUAGUGUAAAUGUUUCAGGUUUGGAAAGUAUUGGUUAGAACCUAAACCGGAUUCAAUUCCAUAUGGAAGUGUGGUAAUGUUAAUGUUGAAGGAGAGAUGUAAAAGAUUCAUUUCCAUAUGGAAGUGUGGUGAUGUUAAUGUUAAUGUUGAAGGAGAUAUUAUGUAAUAACGAGUUCAUGCAUUGCUUUUUAAUAAGCUUUAGUAGUUUUGCAUCU
This is a messenger RNA of Papaver somniferum (opium poppy), 1799 nucleotides long. Its product is annotated as tubulin gamma-1 chain. Gene Ontology annotation, cellular component: microtubule; gamma-tubulin complex; cytoplasm. The coding region runs from base 169 to 1593 and encodes 474 amino acids. Gene Ontology annotation, biological process: mitotic spindle organization; mitotic cell cycle; microtubule nucleation. NCBI's taxonomy places the organism in Eukaryota, Viridiplantae, Streptophyta, Magnoliopsida, Ranunculales, Papaveraceae. The transcript has 12 exons. The record is from RefSeq and is a predicted model, not a curated record. Gene Ontology annotation, molecular function: GTP binding; structural constituent of cytoskeleton.